AUGAGGAGCGAAGGAGCAGCGAAACACAAGGAAAACCAACAAGGGAAAGGAAGUGGAACGGAUAACAGCACUGUAGAGAUAUACCAGGAAAGAAACAGAGAGGACGAUGAGGAGUGGACCAGUGACACGGUGUUCCUCGAGCCAUUUGACCUGGAAAAAUCGACCAAGCAACACCCGGUGUGCAUAAAGAAGGCGCUGAAAAGCGUUGGGGUGCAAAACUACACAAGCAUCUCGGCAGUGGGAAAGUUUCGCUUCAAAGUCACCUUCCAAUCGGCCCACGAAGCAAAGAAACUAGUAGAGGUAAACUUGAAGGAGGAAAACCUAAAAUGCUACAUGCCAGUCACCCUCAAACAGACUGUUGGGCCGAUAAAAGGAAUACCGAAAUCAUACACCGAUGAGGAAUUAAAAGAAAACCUGGCGAAGGACGUCACCAUACUCAAGGUUGAGAGGAUGCGGAUUAUGGACUCGAACAGAAACCUCAAGGAUACGGAGAACGUGAAAAUCGUGUGCAAGGGGAAAGACCUUCCAGCGAACGUGGAGCUCUACCGAUGCUUCUUCAAGGUCGAGUUGUAUCUGUUCCCAAUUAAACAGUGCAAAAAUUGCUGGGCCUUCGGACAUCGCAAGGAAAAAUGCUGGAGAACGACAAAAUGCAGAGAAUGCGGAGAAAACCAUGCAGGUGGAAGCUGCAAAAGGAAGAGUUGCGUUAACUGCGGAGGAUCGCACGAUCCAACCGACAGACAGUGCCCCGAGAAAAAGAAGCAGAUCCAAAUCAACCUAACAAUGCAGCAGGAAAAGAUGACGUACAGAGAGGCCCGCGCGAAAUGGAACGAGCAAAACCAAUACGAAUUGCUAUCGAAUGAGGAGGAAUUCCCGGACAUCGCCCGACUCUGCACAAGCGAAACCCGUCCGGCACCCAAUACAAAACGAUCAGGGGAACAACAAAAAAACCGGAUCAUCAACUUUUGCCAUCAGCCUCGCAGACGAAAGUAUCGUACGCUGACAAAGUAA
Messenger RNA from Aedes aegypti (yellow fever mosquito), 1008 nucleotides. RefSeq lists its product as uncharacterized. Lineage: Eukaryota; Metazoa; Arthropoda; Insecta; Diptera; Culicidae. The transcript has a single exon. Bases 1 to 1008 code for a protein of 335 amino acids. The record is from RefSeq and is a predicted model, not a curated record.